Messenger RNA from Dermatophagoides pteronyssinus (European house dust mite), 1995 nucleotides. Its product is annotated as ATP-dependent DNA helicase Q1-like. Gene Ontology annotation, biological process: double-strand break repair via homologous recombination. Lineage: Eukaryota; Metazoa; Arthropoda; Arachnida; Sarcoptiformes; Pyroglyphidae. The record is from RefSeq and is a predicted model, not a curated record. Gene Ontology annotation, cellular component: cytoplasm; chromosome. Gene Ontology annotation, molecular function: four-way junction helicase activity; ATP binding; nucleic acid binding.
UUUUUUUGACUGUUUUAACAUUGUCCAACCAAUUAGUGUUGAAAUAGUUGUCUGUUUUAAACUCAAAUUUUUUUGGAAUUCGAAUUCGUCAAAAGUUCAAUUGGAAAACAAACUUACGAUAAUGGAACGUUUAAGAGGUUUACAAAUUGAACUAAGUCGAUUUCAGAAUGAAAAAUGUUUGAUUGAUGAAGAGAUUGGUUGUUUGCGACAAAAACGACAAAAAUUAUUGGAAAAAAUUUCCGAAAUUCGUCUGGAAAUUGAAACUUAUCAAAAUCUAUCAAAUUCCGGUGAAAUACGUGACAAAUUUUCCAAUGAAACAUAUGAAUGGUCACAGAAAGCUCAAUCAUUAUUAGAAUCAGUAUUUGGUUUGAAACAAUUUCGUUCACAUCAAUUAGCUGCUAUAAAUGCAAUAUUAUCCGGUUUGGAUGUUUUAUUGAUUAUGCCAACUGGUGGUGGUAAAUCACUUUGUUUUCAAAUCACCUCGUUGAUUACUGGUGGUUUAACUAUUGUCGUAUCACCACUGAUAUCAUUGAUCGAAGAUCAACUAAGUACAUUAAAAUCGUUAAAAAUUUCGGCAAAAAUAUUGGACAAAGAUAAUAAAGAAGAAUCCUCGAAGAUUUUGAAAAGUUUAGAACAAUCAACGAUUCCGUUUCGAAUUCUAUAUGUAACACCGGAAAAAUUGAAACAUAAUUCAAUGUUAAUGAAACAAUUGGAUAAAUGUUAUCGUAAUAAUAAUCUAAAACUUAUUGUCAUCGAUGAAAUACAUUGUUUAUCGACAUGGGGUCAUAAUUUUCGUCGUGAUUAUCAAUUCCUGACACAGGUGCAUCGUCAAUUUUCUAAAACACCAAUUCUUGGCUUAACGGCUACGGCAACAACAAAAACUAUUAGUGAUUUGAUAAAUAUUCUUGAAAUUCAUGGUUGUUGUAUAUUUAAAGAUUCAUUUUAUCGUUCAAAUCUCCGAUAUUCAAUCGAAUGGCAAAAUAAUUCUACUGAUGAUGAUCUUGAUCGAAUUAUUGAAUUAUUAAUGACAAAAUAUUCCGGACAAAGUGGACUGAUUUAUUGUCUGAAAAUAACCGAUGUUGAUUCAGUUGUCCAAAAACUUUGUCAAAAAGGAAUAAAAGCAUCUCCUUAUUAUGCAGAUUUACCGAUCGAAAUGAAAAAUCGAACCUAUCAGAAAUGGAUUCAUGAUGAUCUGCAAGUAAUCGUUGCUACAAUUGCAUUCGGUAUGGGUAUUAAUAAAUCAAAUGUUCGAUUUGUUAUUCAUUAUCAGAUGCCAAAGUCAUUGGAAAAUUAUUAUCAAGAAACUGGUCGUGCAGGGCGUGAUAAUCAACAUGCUGAUUGUUUAUUAUUCAUGAAAUAUUGCGAUGUAUUUAGUACAUUAUCUAUUGUUUAUGAUGAAUAUCAUGGUAGGGAUAAUGUAUUGAAAAUGGUUUCAUUUUGUUUAAAUCAAACCGAAUGUCGAAAGAAAUUAUUAGCCAAACAUUUUAAUGAUGAUGAAUGGUUAGAUCAUCAAUGUAAAAAUCAAUGUGAUAAUUGUCAGAAAUCAAAUACCAAUAAUGAUGAUGAUAUUGAAGAAAAAGAUCUUCAUCAGUCUAUGAUGCAAUUAGAACAAAUUAUUUCGAAUGCAUUCGAUAAAGCUGAAAAAAGAUUAACAGCAUUCAAAUUAUUAGAACUGUGGAUGGGAAAAGGUGAGAAAAAAUUACGACCAACCAAUGUAAAACCAACCAAAUUCGAACGUGAAAAAGCGGAAAAAAUUAUAUUGAAUUUAUUGGUCAAAAAUUAUCUAGAUAUUAAUUAUAGUCAAUCAAGAUAUUGUAUUAUUACAUAUUUGGUUGUCAGUGAUCAUUGGAGAUCAUUGAAAACAACAAAUGGCAAUAAUGUUCGAUUUGAUUCGAAACGUAAUAGUGAUGCAAUCAAAUCAUCAAAUUCGAAACGUUCGAAAACUGCCACUAUUACUAUAGAAUAGAAUUUAAAAUUAAGAAUUGCCUUUUUUAU